Molecule: messenger RNA, 2135 nt
Organism: Vanrija pseudolonga
Lineage: Eukaryota; Fungi; Basidiomycota; Tremellomycetes; Trichosporonales; Trichosporonaceae
Exons: 2
Coding region: 1633-2001 (122 amino acids)
Source: RefSeq, a predicted model, not a curated record
GUGACGCUCUGCUCCCCGCGCCCGAGGUUGAGGAGCACGAGGUACUUCUCGCCGCUGGCCUCGUCGUGGCGCACGUACGAGUAGUUGUCGUCUGCGUCGGCGUCGAGCGGGAUGAACUUGCCGUAGAUGAGCGCGAGGCGCUCCUUCCGCAGGCGGAGGAGACGGGCAUAGAAGCUCCACACGCUGUCCGGGUCCGCGCGCAGCUUGGCGACGUUCCACUGCGGAUAGUCGUCGUGCACGCGCAUCCAUGGCUCCGAGCUGGAGAAGCCAGCGUACGCGCUCUCGUCCCACUGCAUCGGGGUGCGCGGCGAGUCGCGCCCCGCGCUCCGGAUAUCGCGCCACACGCGCGCCAUGUGCUCCUUGCGCUGCUCGGGCGUGGCCCCCAGCCGGUCAAGGUACGCGCGCUCGCCUUCGAGCCGCUGCGUCGCCUCGAUGUCCUUGUACUCGCUCUCGGGCCAGUCGGCGGGCAUGUUCACCUGCCCCGUCUCCUGGCCCUGGUAGAGGAAGAGCGUGCCAGUCAACGUGAUGUGCAGCAGGGCGACGAGCUUGGCGGAUUUGUUGCGCAGGUCGCCCUCCGAGCCAACGCGGGACACGAACCGCGGCUGGUCGUGGUUCUCGAUAUAGUUGGCAAACCAGCCUCCAAGCGCAGGCAGCUCCACAUGCCACUGGUUGUACAGCUUCUUCAGGUCGCUCAGCACCCAGUCGGGCUUGUACCGCCGCUCGGCGCCGUCGCGGUCAAAGUACUGGUGGUGGAAGUUGAAGACCAUCUGGAACUCGUGGUUCUCGGGGCGGGAGUAGGCCGCGAACGACUCGGGCGAGUCCUUGCCUGGGCAUUCGCCGACGCUAGGUGUGGCGUCAGCUCCACCCGGCCGGCACGGCGCGCGUCCCCUCGGCCGCACACCACUCACCAGAACGCAUCGUAGUGCGACAACACCUCAGUGUACAUCUCCUUGAGGUAAGUGUGCACCUCGGGCCGGUUAACCGCCAGCCCGCCGGCGAACUGGAACUCCUUGGUGGGAUCCGUGACCGGCGCGUCGGGGAAGCCCGGCGCCUUGGCGAUAAAGUUGAUCACGUCGCAGCGGAACCCGUCACACCCGCGGUCGAGCCACCACCGCAUCAUGUCGUACACUGCACGCCGGAGGCCGGGGCUCGUCCAGUUGAGGUCGGGCUGCUCCUUGAGGAACAGGUGGAGGUAGUACUCCUGGCUUGCCUCGUCCCACGCCCAUGCCGAGCCGCUGCCGAACCGGCUGCGCCAGUUGUUCGGCGGCUGGCGUACGCCGUCCACCACCUUGCCCGGGUGCCAGUAGUACCAGUCCCUCUUCGGGUCCGUCUUGCUGCGCCGGCUCUCCUUGAACCACUGGUGCUGGUCGCUCGAGUGGUUGACCACCAGGUCCAUGACGAGCUUCAUCCCGCGCGCAUGGCACGCGUCGCGCACCGCGUCCCAGUCCUCGAGCGUGCCGUACCGCGGGUCAAUUGCCUGGUAGUCGCUGAUGUCGUACCCCAUGUCUGCCUGCGGGGACGCGUACACCGGCGAGAGCCACACAAUGUCGAUGCCCAGGUCGUGCAGGUACGGCACUUGCGACGCGAUGCCGCGCAAAGUGCCGUGCCCGUUCGCGGCGUGGUCCUUGAACGAUGCCUGCGGGGCGAGCGUCAGCGAGCGCGCGGGGAAGGCGUGAUCCACGGGGCGGAGCGACUUACAGGAUAGACUGGGGCGUCAGCGAUGAACGCUCAGAGCCAACGGCCUACUCACUCUGGUACACAUUCGCCUCCUUCCACCACUUGCGCUGCUGCGGUGCGACGGUCAUGAUGCCUGUUCUCUACGUGUCAAGCAAGGCGGCGCCCUCCACUUCGCCAUCGACGCGAAAACGGAGCACUGUGCUCCGCGCAGGACUGCCAAGCGAGCUGCUGGAGGAGUGUUACGCGCUGGCUGUGGGCCGAGAACAGCAAGAUCGGAGUCGCGCCGAGGUGGAGUACGAGCGCAGGCGACGUGGGCGGGGUUAGUGCCGCUCGGGGUGCGGGCCGAGUUUAUGCCGACGGAGCAAGCGCAGGCAGGCUGCGGUGAACAUUGUGAAUCCUUGCCCUGCUGCUUGCCCUCCUGCUUGCCCUCCUGCUUGCCCUGCUGCUCGCCCUGCUGC